This is a messenger RNA of Coregonus clupeaformis (lake whitefish), 3915 nucleotides long. RefSeq names its product smoothelin. Gene Ontology annotation, cellular component: microtubule organizing center; filamentous actin. Gene Ontology annotation, molecular function: protein binding. NCBI's taxonomy places the organism in Eukaryota, Metazoa, Chordata, Actinopteri, Salmoniformes, Salmonidae. Gene Ontology annotation, biological process: actin cytoskeleton organization. The coding region runs from base 390 to 3596 and encodes 1068 amino acids. The transcript has 20 exons. The record is from RefSeq and is a predicted model, not a curated record.
ACUCCGGUUCUCGUGUUCUAAAGGUUUUAGGAGAGAAAAGUGAAAGGCAGAGUUUUGUAAAAUAUGUUUUCCAACUCUAGGGCACUCCAAUCGUUUCUUAUAAACGUAAUCCAACAUUUAUUUUGAGGCAGGAAUUCGCAUUGUGAUCAGACACAAGUUCUAUGUGAAGUUGCUUGGAAGAAACCGUAAAUAUAAGAGCAGGUGGAGCAUCAAUUCCAACACGUGAAAAGGGGACUUGGGUCUUUUGGGACACAUUUGUUGCCAGCAUUUGUAUCCUGCUGGUCUGCUUUAUUCGUUUGACGGACGUUUCCAAAACAAAAGCCGUCUUUUUCUUCCUUUGAGUUUGAACUUUUUACAUUUCACCUGUCAUUGUAUCCUAAAAACUGAAAAUGUCUGCUGAAAGAUACUCAACAUUGGAUGAACCGUCUCUUCGGAACCUGCUGGAUGGGACGAUGGACUUGGAUGAGCGGCGGCUGAUCCGUUCAGCCAUCAGAGAGCUGAGGAGAAGGGAGAUGGAGAACAUGGAGGCAGCUCUGGCCAGAAAACGCUUCCGGCCCACAAGUCUCAACCAGAACGACGACAAAGAGAACCAACUUGCACAUAGGUCAGAAUUGGGGGACUCCCUAAAUGUGCUCUCUGUGAAACUACAAGCCAUCCAGGACAUUGAGGAGCUGACUGGACUGCUGCGCGGGGCCAAUGAGUAUGAGGAGAGGAAACUGAUCAGAGCUGCCAUCCGCCGCCUCCGAGACGAGGAGCAGCAGGGUACAAGGGAGAAAGAGAGGACCACCGGCCGAUGUCUGGAGUCCGAGGGCCUGGAGCCCCAAAGCAGCCUGGGAGCAAGGGACACAGAGAAGGAGAGCCUUGUCGAGCGAGAGAGAAUCAAGUCACAGAUCUGGGAGCUACGGAGCCACCAGACACAGCAGGGCAGAAAGCUGCACAGGACAGGCUCCAACUCAGGCAUGGUUCUGGUUCUGGACCCCCUGGUGAGGGAUGAGGUCCCGGGGACUCAGCUGACCCGCCCACAGCCCCGGGACCCUGUGACAUCAUCAGAGCCGGACGUGGUCCUAUCCCACCGCCAGCGCUCUGACUCGACAGCCUCAGACCGCAGCCUGGCCUCCAGGCCCCGUCUGGACUCUGGAGCAUCAGAAAAGAGCCUGGGCUCAGCCUUCCGGACCAGGGUGGACUCAGGAGCUUCAGACAGAAGCCAGUGUUCCGCCCACAGAGGCAGACUGGACUCUGGGGCCUCAGAGUCCCGCUUCAGACAGAGACUGGACUCUGGCACGUCAGACUCCAGCAUGGGACCGCCAGCCCCCCUGGGCUCUGAGACCUCCGACAGCGCAGGGCUCCUGUCACGGAAACGGCUGGACUCGGGGACGUCUGACCUGAGCGUGGGCGUGUUCUCUGUGGGCCGGAGCCGAGUAGAACAGCCAGUGGUGACCAUGAGUAGCUCCUCCUCCAGCAUAGAAUCCGAGGCUGAAAGCACCAACCACCAUCCAGUCCAGCCCCGUCAGGACAGCUCCACUACCAACUGUUAUCUGCCUGAUGGGGCCGUCCUAUUCAGGAAAGCCCCAGACUCCCACAGUGGCCUGCUCAAUGGCAGUGCCAAGGAAAGAGGAGACAUCCAGGAACAGAAGGUCAGAUAUACUUUACUCACUCCUCUCAGCAAAUCAAAGGAUGCAGUUCCUGAGAAGAAAGAGCCGGUUGUCUUGGCCCCGUUCGGCCGGGCUAACUCUGUGCGGGACCGUAUGCGUAAGUUCACAGAGCCCAGUCCCAGUGUCCCGGUCCUGAAGAGGGGCUCUCAGUCUCUGAGGAACACGACAGCCCCCAGUGCCCGGGUCCUAGGCAGAGCCACCCAGCUGAGUGAGGGGCCAGCAGCAGGGCCAGCCAAGCAGACAGGGACCACAGCAGUAUCCAUCACCACCCCUACAGACAGGCCCGGGAGACCCCACUUAGGCUCUACAUCUUACUCUUCAUCCUCCUCCUCCUCAAAUAACCAUGUCCAAUGCCAGGGCACAGUUCAUCCAGGGGGCGUGGCCACCAAAUCUCUGCAAAGCGCUGCUCAAUCUCUGAACGCUGUAGGCGGGGCAAAUCAGACGGCUGAAAAGCUGCGGCACGCCUCGGACGGCUCAAAGGAAGACAAGACCCCAGGGAGAGCAGCUGCACAGCGGGACAGCAAGGGAGCGGCAGACCCCGACAUGAAGACCUUCCUAACUAUCGAGAUCAAAGAUGGGCGCACCACCACCACCUCCUCUUCAUCCUCUAGAGGCAACCUGGCCCCCAUGGCCCCACGCAUCACCACCAACGCCAUAGGACAGAGAGCAGAGUUGACCCUGGGCCUGAGAGCAACCCCCUUCAAGAUGUCCUCCUCCAGCCUUACCACCGGAUCCUCCUUCAAGAUGGCCUCAGAGCCAGUGUUUGCAGUGGAGCCCUCAGUGCAGGUGGCCUGCUCUCAGCCCCCGGCUGCUGUACCCAACGGCUCCUCUGCGCCUCGGGCCAAAUUCGAAGAGUGCUCCAGAGAACUGACCGCAGAACAGCUGGCCGCCAUCGACGAUGAAGAGCUCCUGGAUAAAAUGCUGGAUGAGUCCAAGGACUUUGAGGAGAGGAAGAUGAUCCGACAGGCCAUGAGAGAUCUGCGUAAGAGGAGGAGAGAGGCCGAACUGGGAUGUAAGGAGGAAAUAGACCAGAGAGAAAAGGAGCGGGAGUGUCGUCUUGCGGAGCUUCGGCAGCAGAGAGAGGAGCAUGCUCAGAAGGGUCGUACGGGAGGAGGAGGAGCUGGAGAGGUGGUGAUGAGGAAGGUGGAGAAGUCAGCUGAUGGCUCCACCCUCAGCCAAGUCACCAAGACAGACCGCUUCGCCCAGUCUGGUGAUGGCAGCAGGACAGCUCACAGCACCAUCAUGGAGGCCAGUUAUGUGAAGAAAACAGACGUGGGGACAGUUCAGUCCAAGUCCUACAGCUAUUCCUCCUCUACCUCCAGCAGCAGCUCCACCAGGAAAGUGGGCAGUGUGUUUGACCGCGAGGACGACUCGGCGUCCCGUGCUGCGGAGCGCCGGCAGGCAGAGAAGCGCAAGGAGCUGAUUAGAGCCCAGACUCUGCCCAAGACGUCCGCCGCACAGUCCCGCAAAGCCAUGAUAGAGAAACUGGACAAGGAGAGCGGAGGGCCAGGAAAUAAAGCAGUUGCCAAGGUGAACACGGUCCAGCGCUCAGCUAGCUGUGUGGUGCCCAAUGCCAACUCCAUCAAACAGAUGCUGCUGGACUGGUGCCGCGCCAAGACCCGCUCAUAUGAGAAUGUGGACAUCCAGAACUUCUCGUCCAGUUGGAGUGAUGGCAUGGCAUUCUGUGCCCUGGUGCAUAACUUCUUCCCAGAGGCCUUCGACUACUCCUCUCUCACCCCUGCCAACCGCAGACACAACUUUGAGGUGGCCUUCAGCACUGCAGAGGAAUGUGCCAACUGUAUGCCCCUGCUGGAGGUGGAGGACAUGAUGAUCAUGGGGAGGAAGCCUGACUCCAAGUGUGUGUUCACCUAUGUGCAGUCACUGGUCAACCACCUGCGCAGGCACGAGAUGAAACUCGCCAAACUCCAGGGCACCGACCUCUGAUCUGCCCCUCUGCUCUUCCCCCAUCGCACCACUGUGCCCCUCCUCUCCUCCUGAGCCCUGGCCCCGAACACCACCCCUGACCCAACAGACAGCAGCCCUGACUCUGAGUGAGGGGUGUUACUGAUUUGCACAUCUCUGAUGGCCAACGGGGUGGGGAGUGUGUUUGUGUAGGUGUUGGCAUCCGUCUCAUGAUUAACUUGGUUGACGGUGGUGGCAUGUCAGACAGAUAAAUUCCCCUCCUCUGGACACAUACAGUUGAAGUCGGAAGUUUACAUACACCUUAGCCAAAUACAUUUAAACUCAGUUUUUCACAAUUCCU